Molecule: messenger RNA, 3520 nt
Organism: Habropoda laboriosa
Lineage: Eukaryota; Metazoa; Arthropoda; Insecta; Hymenoptera; Apidae
Product: cytochrome P450 9e2-like
Exons: 2
Coding region: 64-1569 (501 amino acids)
Molecular function (GO): heme binding; iron ion binding; oxidoreductase activity, acting on paired donors, with incorporation or reduction of molecular oxygen
Source: RefSeq, a predicted model, not a curated record
GUUCGGAGUGAUGGCUCAACAGCUGCGUCCCCGUUUAGUCUUCUGUUAGACACAGACGACGAAAUGGCUUCUGCGUUUCUGACACUUCUCGCGGGCGCGAUAGUGUUACUGUGCUUCUACCUCUACAGAACGUAUACCUAUUGGCAGAGAAAUGGUAUUCCAGUCGCGAAAGGAUACCUGCCUAUCGCCGGUCACAUACUGUCCGUCAUUUUCAUGAGACGCAGCAUCAAAGAUGUGAUCCAGAAGAUAUACGACGAUCACAAGCAACACAGUAUGGUGGGAUUCUACAAGACAACGAAACCAGUGCUGAUAGUACGCGAACCAGCUUUGGUGAAAGUCGUCAUGCAGAGUAAGUUCUCGAACUUCCACCAGAACGGAAUGAAAAUCGAACCCGACAUGGACCCUCUGUUAGCCAAGAAUCCGUUCUUCAUUUACGGAGAAGAAUGGUCGGCCGGAAGGAAACGCCUGACUUACGCGUUCUCCAACGUGAGGCUGAAAACCCUUUUCACAGCUGUCAGCGGGGUGUGUAAAAAGUUCGAGGAUUUCCUAAACAGACGUCUGAAAUCGAGCAACAAAUACGAAGUCGAACUGAAGUAUCUGUUCUCGAAAUUCACCGGUGAAGUUGUGGCGAACGCUGGCUUAGGCAUCGAGGGACUUUGCUUCGAGGAUAAAGUGUAUCCUAACGCGUUCGAUGAAAUUUCCCGAUCGAUCUUCAAGCCGAAUGUGUUGCAAAGUUUCUUGACGAUCGUCAUGCUAUUCUUGCCCCACCUGACUCGUUUGUUCAAGAUAAGUUUCAUACCGAAGGAGAUGGACAGAUUCUUCAGGAGGAUCGUGGCUGAAAAUCUGGAGCUGAGACGAACGGAAUCGGUGCCGAGGAACGAUUUCCUUCAAUUGAUGAUCGAGCUAGAAAAGUCGGGGGAGAAAUUGGACGUAGAUUCUAUCACUUCUCACGCGCUUUCUUUCUACGUCGACGGCAUCGAAUCGUCCAGCAUUACGCUUAGUUUCAUCGGCUAUCAUUUGGCUCUUCAUACGGACAUUCAAGAGAAGUUGCGAGACGAAGUGAACGCUAAAAUUGCCAAAUACGACGGUGUGUUAACGUUCGAUGCGUUGAAAGAGAUGACCUAUAUGGAACAAGUGAUCAGCGAGUCGCAAAGAGAUUUCCCUGUUCUUACCUCCUUGCACAAGAUAUGCACGAAGGAAUUCGAGCUGCAAGGUUCCGAUGGAUUGACGUUCAGAGCGAAACCUGGCAUCGAGAUACUUAUACCUGUUUACGCUUUACAACACGACCCAAAAUAUUGGACGAACCCGGACGACUUCGAUCCGGAACGAUUCAACGAAGAGAGGAAACAUUCUAUAGAAAAAAUGACCUUCCUUCCGUUCGGCGAAGGUCCGAGAAUUUGCGUAGGAAUGAGAAUGGCUAUGCUACAGAUGAAAGCUUGCCUAGCUGCCUUGCUGAGAAGCUACAAAAUAGAAUUAUCGCCGAAGACGAAACGUCCGAUAAAAUUAUCACCCUCUUACUUUCUUUCGUCGCCUGUCGGCGGAAUCUGGGUUUAUCUUUCGAAACUUUAAAAGGUAUCAAAAUGCUCUUGUCGAUUUUUAUCUGCUAAUAUUACGUGUGAUAAGAAAUUAUGUACGCGACAAAUCCUGAUGACGAUUCUUGUAAUUUUAAUGAAAUAUUUUUCAAUAAGUAUAUAUAUAAUAUAUGUGGCGGCCAGCUGUAGUGCAGAAGCAAACAUUUGUCGCGCAGAUGACCAACACGGUUUAUGGCGUGCGCGCUAGCAAAGCUAUUUUUGAGGAAACCGUUUUAGUCUGUUUAACCCUUGUAUGGACAACCGGGUACCCAGGUGCCCAUUUCUAUAUUUUCUUCAGAAAUUUUAAUUGUCCUUGACAAAUUAUCGCAAAUCGGUUUCAGAUCCCUAUUCUUUGGACACUUUUAUAUCGAUUAAUGUUUCGUGAAAAAAAGUGAUACAAAAUAUUUGAAAUAAUUAAACUUCAAUCUUAUUUACACGCUUGCUGGACAACCAGGGUACCCGGGUGCCCCAAGCGUCUUAUUUCGAUACAUGAGAUAUGUAACGGUAAUUUUACUGUCAUUCUUAUCCGAUGCUCUUAAUGUUUUCUUCCUGUAAUAUACCAAAUACUGUUCUAAAAGAUUUGAUUGAAACAUUAUUCAAAACUACAAUAUAAUUUCAUGAUAAAGACAACAGUCCCUGUCGUUCGUAUGCAUGCAUGUUCAUCUUGACUCUCUACAUGCUCAUUUUGCUCUUUAGCAAUUAGUUCCUUAUUUGGAUACCAUGAAAAUAUUACACUCUGCUCGUAUGUGCCGAAAAAGGAAAAAGCCGUCAUACUAUUGUCAACAAUGUAUACUGGUAAUGCUGUCUCUGUACCAAAAAGAAAACCAGAAAUUAUUAAAUUUUAUAAUUAAACAAAAUCUGGCGUUGACACAAUGGAUGAAAUGUUAGGAAGGUAUACCACGAAAAGACGAACUACCAAAUAGCCACUAGCACUCUUUUAUAACAUAUUAGACAUUGCCGCUCUUUCCUCCUACCUUAUAUAUCACUCAAAUAAUAGCAUGUUGCAUAAAAAACAAAUGAUCGUCGUAUAUUUUUACGCCAAUUAAAUAAAGAACUUUGUAUUUCAACUAUUCAAAAUCGACACUCUUCAACUAAAUUAGCAGUAGACAGUAUACUAUUUACAUCACGCCCAAUAAACAGUCCUUCUACUAGUUCUGUACAAUCGACGUUGUUCUCGUUAGACGCAAGUGGAAGAAAAAGAGUUGUAGGAUCAUGUCACAUGUGUCAGGCAGAUCGUGCUAAAAAAUGCAGGAAAACAAGAAAAAGCUGUCAGAAAUGUUUACUACCAGUUUGCGAUAAACAUGCAAACACAAUUACAAUCUGUAAAAAUUGCCCUACAGUAACUUAAUCAUUAUAAUUAAAAUUUUUUAUUUUAAUAGAUAAGUAGCAUUAACAAUUUUCUAUUCUGUAUAAUUUCUUCCCAAAAUUUCCAUUCAUAAUUCGUCUAAUUAUAAUUUCUCCUAUGUGGGUAUCCCGGUACCCCGGUUGUCCAACAACGGUGAAUAUUUUGGUUGGCCACACAAGGGUUAAUCUUUAGUAAAUCGAACAAUGCAUGUUUUCGUAGAAACUUUCACCAACGGUCUCGAUAGCAAUUUGCCAUGUCAUAAACCAAGGAUUGCCGAAAGGUCCGCGUACGGGCCCAGAGGCCCAAGACACAUGUCUCAAGUACCGGACCUGGAGGAAAAUCCGCCGCGUUGCCGAAUGCGCUACAGCGGACAAUACGCCCCCACCAUAAUUCGCCGCGGUCCUGGAAAAAGCGCGCCAAGGGCACAAAGGACUAGCGGCGAUUUAGAGACAAAAUUCCUGAUUGGUUAAAAUCAAUGCGUUGGGGGUAACCAACCAGGAAAAAGAAGAUUGUCACGAAGUAACUCGAGAAGUGACUGAAAAGAAGCAAGUCAGUCAAGUGUGAAACUCGCCAGCCACCUAAUCAAUAAAGAUAUUUCAAAGAA